Molecule: messenger RNA, 4441 nt
Organism: Labrus mixtus (cuckoo wrasse)
Lineage: Eukaryota; Metazoa; Chordata; Actinopteri; Labriformes; Labridae
Gene: nat16
Product: N-acetyltransferase 16
Exons: 5
Coding region: 235-1248 (337 amino acids)
Molecular function (GO): acyltransferase activity, transferring groups other than amino-acyl groups
Source: RefSeq, a predicted model, not a curated record
GGCUGCGGUGAUGCUGAGCGCUCCAUUGAGUCCAGUAUGGAGGCCUGACGUCAGGACUGGGAGAGGCGGGGCUUGUGGUUCGUGCGGAGCCUCGAGCGGAUCCGAGCCGGUCUCAUUCAUUCCGCAACUGUUCAGCAGCUCGCGCGUCUCUCCGUCUCCAUCCUCUGAGCAGCGGACAGCCAGAAGGACCCCCAUCUCCACCCACCGGCCGGACACCUCCCGCGUUGUUUGAAGAUGAAGAUUGAAACCAGCCUGACGAUGCCCCAGCUCCCAGAGGCCCUGUCCCAGGCAGGCCUCCAGUUCACGGUGGCCACUGAGGAGGACUUUGACGAUAUCAUGGCAAUGAGCCAGGACAUCUACGGAGGCCUGGACUACCUGCCCACCAGGUACACCAACUGGCUGCAGGAGACCAACCGCAUCGUCAUCCUGGCUCGCAAACAGGGCAAAGUGAUCGCUCUGGAGUCCGUGUGUGUGAUUGACGAUGGGGAGACCAUGCUGGUUGAAGGUCUCCGAGUUGCCCCUCAGGAAAGGGGAAAAGGUGUAGCAGGAGUUCUGCUGCGCUUUUGCUCUGAGCUGGUUAAAUCCAAGUACCCAGACGUCAAAGUCAGCCGCUUGACCCGUGAUGAUCAGCUGGGACCAAAGGACUUCCAGAAGUACCGCAUCAUAACCAAACAGGGUAUUCUGCUGGUUCGUUUUAAAGCUGAAGAUCUCAAGCUCCGUCUGUCUGAGCUCGGCCUUGGUGAACACAUUCAGUCACCUUUGUCCACCUCCUUCUCUAACACUCCUGCUGUGCGUCUGGACCACACGGCCAUCCACCGUCUGUACCUGACCUCUGACCUGAUGCAGGGGGUCCUCCCUAACUCCACCAUCAUCCAGGACUGGCAGCCCUUCAAACCUCUGCCCAGUAACAUGGCCAUCCUGCUGAAGAAGGACAUCGACUGGAUGGUGGACGAUGUGUCCAACCCCACAGUGGCCAGCCUCUGCACCUUCCCAAUCAGGGUGCCCAUUGGAGAUGACUGGUAUUACCUGAACAUCGACAUGUUCGGUAAAGACCUGGAUCUGGCUCGGCAGCAGAUCUUGUGCCAUCUGCAGUGCCAUACCACCACCCUGAAGGGUCAUGUGAUGUGCCAGAUGUUCGUGGACCCACCGCUCUGGAAGCCCAUGGCCGAUUUCUGCACCAACACCCUGAGGGUGGAGCUGGUGAAGGAGUACACCGAGCAGUGCGUGGUGGAGUCGGAUGUGGUCUAGUUACUGAAGGAGGACGGAAGUGAGGACAAGAUGAAGGAGCCAGAACGAUGACAAGGGUCUACACAACCAGGAACGGACACAACUCAUUACACACAGAAACAAACAUACAGCCGUCUGCACUGAGGAGAUAAAAAUCAAGCAAACAACAUGUGGGGAACAAAAUCACUUUAUAAUGCAGAAAGUUUGAAUCCAAACACACAAACAAAUACAGGAAGUGGACAUGAAACCAUCAACACAGCAUCUUCAAAAGGUCUGUGACAAAUACGUUUAUUUUGAAGGAUUCACAUCGUAUACCAUUUUGUUUUCAGGCCUACUCCAAAAUCCAUCAAUGAUUGAGAUAUCGCUAUGACAACCACUCUUAAUGGAGGUCUUAAUGGUUCAAACCUUUGCAACACUAAAAACCCCAAAGGUUAAUUUUUAGCUGUCACACAUCACCAUGACGACGGCUGUCUGUGAUGAUCUUACAUGUCACCAUGACGACGGCUGUCUUUGAUGAUCUUAUGUCCACUGGUUGUAUUUGGAUUGACAUGUAGAGGCGUAGCCUGACACGAGUGAUGAACUGGGGGAAGCUUUCUCACACCGGUAGCAGUGAUGUAACCUAAAACCCUAAAACAGGAAACAUGCAAACACUUCAGUUCUUUCAGCGUCUCCAACAUUGGAUCUCUGUUCUGUAAAUAUGAACUCGAAUCUUAAUAUAUUCACAGGCUUGGUUGGGUUACUAAAUCUGCACAACUCUGAAGGCACUUUAUGGAAACUCCACACACAGGUUGUGUCUACAAUAAAAAGGAAUAGUUCAGGAUCAACGAGGGAUUAUUGACAGAUCACAUCAGUCUAAUGAACAAGUGUUACCAUAGCAACGCAGAUGAUCUCUGCAGAACAACAAACAAAGCGCGUUAGUGAAUCGAACAUGCUCGGUCCUAAGACCGACAGUUUAUCCUUCAUCAUAGUCGAGCUUACGUCUUAGCUUUUGUCUUUUUUAUUCUUAUCUUUUAAUGUAUAUAUAUAUAUGUUACUAAUUUAAUAUUUUGACUUCUAAUGCUGCAAUAAGAUGCUAACAUGAAGGAGGAACUCCUGAAGCUGUGAGCGAACUCUAAGCUAACCUUUUUAGAUUGAUAGCAAGAGGUCAAACGAAAUGCUGAUGCUUGGAUAGAAAUGUGACGUGUGCAGUUUGCUUUCAGCUACAUGAGAAGAAGAAUGAUUAGCUGUUGUGUCAUCAAACCCCUAAAGCAAACAUUCUGAUAAACAGCGUGAGAAUAACAGAGCAGUACUCCGAGAAGUGACAGCAGUGUUCGAGCUAACCAGUCGUCUAGACAUGUCUGCAGGAUGUUGAUAAUAACAUGGCGGGCCAAGGACAGUCCUCAUUUCUGCAUGACUUGUGCUUGUUCAUUACAAUCAGGACAGCUCCAACACAGCACUUUAUUUGGUUAAGUAUUAUUCUGCCUCAGCGCUCCUCACCAUCGACUCGACAAAACCACAAAAAAACUUCUUCCAAAAGAGACUUCCUCUUUGCGGAAGAAUCUUUCCCCUCUUUAUUCAACUUCAGUUAGCGACACUGAAACCAGUUAACAUCACUAACUGACUUCAACCCUUCGACUAAUAUCAAUGAAAGUCCAGCUUCGUUUUAGCCAUGCUACCUUCAGGGCUCUUGAAUGUUGGUUCGCAUGUUUCCAACACUUUGCCCUGAUUACUGGAUUGAUUGGAUCCCACUUUCAUUCAGAGGACGAAUCAUUGUGACGAUGAUGAUUCUGACUUUUUUAAAUGGCCACCAGCAGGUUCAGAUCUGAGGAUAUCAGCUGUACAGUCAAACACAGAUCGGCCCUAAAGUUCAUUUCACAUUCCUGUUCCUGCAGGAUGAACCAGUAAAUAGUCCCACUCAUCAUUAAGAACCAUCACCAAAAGUUCACCACAUACCUGCAGCAGCCUCCAUCCUCAUGUGUGCUAACAUAAGAAACACAGUAAACAACUCAUGAUAACUGUCAUUGUUAGCAUGUUAGCAUGCUGACAUCAGCAUUCAGUGCAAAGCAUUGACCUCCCAAAGCUGUUAGCGGUGUAACCCUCAUGAUCCAAGGCCGUAAGCACAAAACCAGACAGUGACAUGUUCAGAAUGACGCGUUCUUAAGCCUCUAACUGAAGUUCAACCCUAAUUCACAAAGAUAAUUAUCAAAUAUUAAACCUUCACAUGAGGCCUGAACACAGGGCUAGAUGUUCUUUAGCGACUGUUUGCCCUUGUGGCGUUAAAAAGAUGUCUGUAGAACGUCCACGUCAUGUUCCUCUGACCCCCUAGAUGUCCCUUUAAAUGCAGAUUUAGAGGGUUUAUCCUAGAGCCGGUGGGCUGAGCCAGACACAAAUCUUUUUGGGGGAAACUUUGUGGUUCAUAUAGAACCUUAUUACCUCCCAGUGGCCUUGACCAGCGUUUAUCUGGACUUCGAAACACCUUCUUCCUCUGGUAUGCAAUCCUGAGUGUGACGAUGACUGGGCCUGUUUUCUGAGAAAAGUUAAACCAGGAGUCAGAUUAAGGGACAAACAUGAAUGAAUGAUUAGAUUCUACUUUAGACCGGCCGUAUAGUGGUCAACAUGUUGCAGGGAGUUUAACAAAUCUUUGUUUUUAACCAAAGAAAAUCACUUGUCACUCAAACUGCUGCCCUUUGAUUUGCUGCCAGCAGUGCAGGGAUGAUAUGGAAGGCCUGACACUCUGGGAGUAACUGUUGGUCUCACUUUGUUUUCUUGUGAUCUCGGAGUCCUUAUGUGUAUAGAAGAGGGACUCGUGUUAGCUGGUCUAAGAUUGACCCUGGUCCAUAAGCAGCAAGUUAAGCCUGGUAGACCAAUCAGAUUUCUCCUUUGCACCAUCCUCCACUAGUCCUGGGUGAUCCCAAGAGAUCCCGAUUUAAAGAGGCAGAUAUUCCUGAGAACUCUCCUUUGUCCCAGUUUACUCAAAGCUGGACAUGCUCAGAAACCCUCUAAAGGGUCCUGAUCAGAUAGCACAUACACGAGGAUCUCUGAUGGGACACCCCGCUCAGACCCUGACCGUUUAGUCCUCAGUGUCCAUGGACGUUAGGGGUGCAAACGAUUGUUCAUUAAAUAAUAAUCGGUUACAAAAAAAAUGUAAUCGAUAAUCGUUUUGUAGUCCACAUUUUUGUAAAUGUUUCUUGUUGCAUUGUGGGUUCUAGGAUAGGCCUAAUUCAAAACAGAAAAA